UUACGUCAUUUUCUAAAGAUAGGAAUUUACACUAGUCUGCCGCGAACCAGAUGUCUCCCCUCGCCCUCGCCCUCACCUUUCGUCUUCCAUUCCAUUUUAUGCUUUCUUCUUAAGCUCAGAAUACGAAGAGCGUGAAAAGGGGAGAUGGGUUUAGUCGAAGCAGUAGCAGGAAUACUCUUUGAUGCGUCAGUGUUAUUGCCUUACCAAGAGGGGUCGUCCUUGCAACCGUCAGCUCAGUCCUUACUCCGCCGGCUCCGCCACUCCGGGAUCCGUUCGGGAAUUUUUUGCGGGGAGGGCCUUCCAGAUGACGAGGUGGGUUUUCUUAAAAGCAUGGCAAUGCAAUACUCGUUUAAUCACUUUUUGGUGGGGGCAUCAUCUUCUGCCAUUGAUGAGGUUAAUGCAGCAUGGAAUGACAUUGGAGGGACUAUUUUGUGUGUUAUUUCGAACAAUAAAAAAGAUGACUUUACUCAACUAGCCACCUCCGGUUGGCUUUUCCUUAUUUUGGAUGUUGAAGGUGCUGUUUCAUGUCCGAAUUCAAACAGAUUUCACAUCAACAAACUGGAAGAGUUGCCUUUGGCCAUUAGCAAUUUAAAUAAAAAGGCAAUUGGCAGUGACGUUGUGACAGUGGCUUACAUUAUGAAGACUUCUCGUGAAGAAGAUUUUGCUAAGAGGGGUGCAUUUCCCAUUCAACAUACUCCAAAUGGGUUGAUAUUUCUGCCCAUCACAUUUGACCUCCCUCUGUCAUCUCAAUUACGAGAGGCUGAUGUUAUUCUCCAUAAAGCAACUGAUGAAAUUCUCUCCAUUGAUUUGAGCAACUCGUCUGAGUCACCUAACAGAAUUAUUUACACUAGGGGCAUGCAGGAAUUGCAAAGUUAUAUGAACCAUCACCCUGAGUGCAUUGCAAUUGAUCCACUCAACAACAUAUACCCUGUGCUGGAUCGGCUGAAAAUCCAACGACUUUUACUUGGGCUGGAAGAUCUCAACUCUGAAGGCCAUUGUGCAAUUAGAGGCCCCCAUUUUCUCAAGAUUGAUGAUUUCAAUGCACCUGGGUUGGUACAAAGGCUAGCAGAAUCUAAACUUUCUCUUCCAAGUAUUGUGAAACCUCGAGUUGCCUGUGGUGUAGCUGAUGCUCACAGUAUGGCAGUCAUCUUUAGAAAUGAGGAUUUCAAGGAUUUAAAUGUUCCUUGUCCAGCCGUUGUUCAGGAAUAUGUGGACCAUUCGUCCACUCUGUUCAAGUUUUACGUGUUGGGUGAGAAAGUAUUCUAUGCAGUGAAGAAGUCGACGCCAAAUGCUAAUACGCUGAUGAAACUGUCACAUAGAAAAGGACCUGGUCCUUUACACUUUGACAGUUUAAAAUCUUUACCUACUAGUGCUGAGCAUGCUGGAAAUGGGUCCAAUGACAAGUCUCUUGAUCUCAAGCUAGUCACUGAUGCUGCAAUCUGGCUAGCAAAGAUGCUUGAUCUUACCAUCUUUGGCUUCGAUGUUGUUAUUCAAGAAGGAACUGGAGAUCAUGUCAUCGUUGAUGUAAAUUAUCUUCCAUCAUUCAAGGAAGUGCCUGAUGAUAUUGCUAUUCCGGCCUUCUGGGAUGCUAUUAAAAAGAAGUUUGAAUCGAAAAGGUCAAAACAGUGUGCGGUUUCCAACUGCUGAGGGGAGUUGUAGGCAUUUGAUUGUUAAGUGAUCAUUUGUUGAUAAUAAUGCUGGUGUUCGUCAAGAGGAUGUGUUCAUGCAUUGCUUUUUAAAAUGGCAUAUGCAUAGAAUAUGUGUGUCCGAAUUCCCAAACACAGCACCACCCACAAUCAAAUUAUGUAUUUGGUGGGAUGUGUUGCGUUCUUCUUUGCAGUAACCUGUUCAGCCAAAGAGAAACAUGCAAUUUGGUUGUCAAUAUUUUGCAAAUGUUUAUCAAUCAAAAGACUCUCCCCUGUU
This is a messenger RNA of Tripterygium wilfordii, 1923 nucleotides long. Its product is annotated as inositol 1,3,4-trisphosphate 5/6-kinase 4. Gene Ontology annotation, cellular component: cytoplasm. Gene Ontology annotation, biological process: inositol trisphosphate metabolic process. The transcript is spliced from 12 exons. NCBI's taxonomy places the organism in Eukaryota, Viridiplantae, Streptophyta, Magnoliopsida, Celastrales, Celastraceae. The record is from RefSeq and is a predicted model, not a curated record. Bases 145 to 1647 code for a protein of 500 amino acids. Gene Ontology annotation, molecular function: magnesium ion binding; inositol-3,4,5,6-tetrakisphosphate 1-kinase activity; ATP binding.